UCAGGUUCGCGUGCGCUCAGUGCGGGGACGACUUAGAAUAUGUUCCCAAAGACUUGGUGAGACACUUUGAGGAGAAGCACAGAGGGAGCCCACCCGUGUUUUCCUGUCGCGCAUGUGCUUUCAGCACGCACGAGUUCUCCUACCUUCAGGUUCACCUGCUGAGUCACAAGGACACUUUUUCCAGCUGCGGCAUUUGUCACGACGACGUCCAACGCACGUGGCCGGAGCUCAGCGCCCACCUGACAGCACGUCACUGCCAAAACGGCAAAUAUUCGUGCGAAGCGUGUCCAAAAUUCUCCACAGGUGACGUCGGAGUGUUUUUAGAGCACACGUAUGCGCAUCAUCUGGGCCUGGAGGGAGCUAAGGGUCUGUCGCCGCACACGAGGGGCAAGAAUAAGUUUGGGCCGAAAGAGACCGCUCCGGCGUUACGCUGUCAGCACUGUGGCUAUGAGGCGUCUCAGAAAUGGUUGAUCGCUAAGCACGUUAAAGCUGUCCAUGUUUGCCAGAAUGGUAAUCAGAGGAAGAAGAAGAAGAAGGAAGAGGAGGAGGACGAGGAGGAGGAGGAGGAGGUUUGCUCCUUGGCAAUGAAACCAAAUGACCCGAUACCAAAAGUGAAGCCCAGAUUAACGAGAAGUGCAGUGAGGGAGAUGUGCUGGCUGACACAGGACUGCCUCUCUCUGCCAGGGAGAGAGUUCCUGGAUAAGUACUGCCAUCUGUCAGACCCGCAAACGACACUGGAGGAGACUCAGCAGUUUCUGAUGAAAUCUGUCGCCGGGGAAACCGGCGACCAGAAGUGGACCAAGGCCCUGAAGUCCGUUCUGUCGAAUGUCCCUCAAGAUAUGAAUGUCCACCCGAAGUCGGAGAACGGCAUCGUGUCGAACUCGACGGACCUCACCGUCCUCACCGUCAAGAACAAGAUAACUGUGGCUCAGAACGGCGGCGCGUACGCCAAGAGGUUGAAAGUGAUGACGUCGUCAGACAAGGAAACUGCUUCCCUUGAAAGCGUCCCUGACGAUGCCCGUCGCGUCGUCGACCAAAAUGGAUGUAAGCCAAAUUCGAGCGAUCACGCGCCUUGUCCACAGGCUGAAACCAAACCGAAUAACGACGUCUCGCUGCCAGCACAGAGCGAGCCGUCUGAGGGCACUCGAAUGCAGGAAAACCGAGAGAGUCGGGAACUAAAGAGUGACCAGGAAAUGGAGGAUCGUGGUAAAAAACCUGGGGAUGCGGUGUACAAGGAUGGGAUCAGUAUCUCCAGUGGGCUGAAGCUGAAAGUCACACCAAAAAAUAAGAAACGAAGACGGAAAAGACGGGCGAGAUCUAAACGGGUCAGGAAAAGAUCACCAAGACUGGCCUUGAAGAUAGUGCUGAAGAAGAACCUGGUGAAGGAGAAGCAGUGGGUGUCGCAAAGCUCUUUGUCUCCUUCAGGAGGCGGUGCGGCGGCGGCGGCGGACUGUCCCGGACCACCGAGCCCUCGCACAACAUCAGAGGAGACGGCACAGGUUCUCCAGAACGCGCCGCUAGUCGAAGCGCACCAGAAGGAACGGACCAAAGCUCCCUGUGCUGACCUGGACGACCCCUCUGAAGCCGUCGCGUACGGUCCACAGUCUAAGCCGGGGGAAGAGCUGACCCCCGGUCGCACUGCACAGCCGCCGGGGUCGAACAAUGAGGACGGUGACGUGCUCCAAAGCUUGCCGUCGCCGCGUCGAGAAGCGCGAGGCGACGCAGAGCAGUCGCCGCAGCGGUCGGGGUCAGAGGUCGACGAGAGCCGUUCAGCUCGGGAGACGGGCCGGUCGGAUUCCACAGAAGUAGAGACGUGGCCCGAGGACGCACCGCUCCAAGCAUCGGGCAGCGGCACGGACCACCGGGUAUCAGACGACGAGACGAGCUCAGUGACUCCUCACAGCGGUUCCACCAAGUCCUCCCCUGUUUCCAUAUCUGUUAUUACAGCACAGGGAAAGGUGAACUCUGAAGACGUAAUCCUCGUUCUCCCUGCAGAGCACGGUGAACGGAGUGUCGAGGGGGCCAGAGCCGGAGAAGAGCCUGCCGACUCCUACCCAGAUCUCCUCGGCGACAUCCACCAGGGGCCCUCGCACCAUCGGUGGCAGCCGCUCCCCAAGCACCUGGAGAGGACCCUGAAGUUAGUCGCCAUAACUCCAUCUCAGCGGGUGAAGCGUCCGGCGGGAGACCAGCCCGUCGUGGUGCUGAAUCACCCGGACGCCGACAUCUCCGAGGUCGCCAGGAUCAUGGAGGUCAUCAACCGGUACAGAGGGGAGGUGCAGAAGGUGGUGCUGUCGCGGCGGACCGCCGACGCUCUCUCUGCCUCGAGCGGCGAGGCGGACGCCCGGGUGGGUUCCGCGGGGAGCGCCAACAGCUCUGUGCAGGAGAGGUUCCUGCUGAAAAUGAGGCUGCGCAGGCUGAGCAGGAAGAAGUACGAAGUGGUCGAAGCGGGCUCCCCCAGCGGGGACGCGGCGGCGGCGGCAUCGUUCCGCUGCUGGUUCUGCGGCAGAAUGUUCGCAUGUCGGGAAGCGUGGACGGCCCAUCGGCAGCGACAUCUGAUCGAGUGGAAAAAGCCAAACUGUGAAAAGUCUUAAAAUGUCGCGCACACUGGAUAAAAAGCAAAGACACGACUGGAAAAUGACUUUUGCAAUAUGACAAAAGAAUAAUUGAAACCUUUUUUCUUUUCUUUUCUUUUUUAAGUCUUAAAUCUGAUUUGUUGUUUUGAGGAGAAUCAGAUCUUAAUCCCGCCUCCUGGAGGGUUCAUUCUCAGGGUAAACAUUUCCCUAUCGUCUCUCUACAAACUCUCUGUACAUUAGUGAUUAUCUGUAAAGUCACGAGGGUGCGGUGUCGAUGAUUUAGUUCUUUUGUAUCGUUUGUAUUUUGUCUACGCAAUAGCUUUAUCUAAGGUGAUUUAAGUACACUGUCAUAUGGAAUAUUUUAUACAACACUGUAAUAUGUAUAUUUGUCAUACCAACUUUAUGAAUCAGUUUAUGUACGGGUAGGCUUUGUUUUGGAACGGGACGCAGAGACCCGCAGAGUUACUCAGAUAUACCAAAACUGUUUGUUUCAGAAAAAACAAACUAAAGACAAUAAGCUGUUUUAUUCAACAUUUAUUUAUGACUCUUAGGUUUAGCCUUUUAUAUGCUUUUUUCUUUGCUUUUUUGUCUCUUUAGGCCAUUGGAAGAAUCAGUGUAUCUGUAAAAGAAUGUUUGUAUAAACUCCAAAUUAUGUUCAAAUAGUAGUAUUAUCUGUAAGAUGUAUAUUUUAUCAAGCAGAUGUCCCCGAAGACACGAUUAAUUUAAAAAGAAAAAAGCAAACCUGUGUUUUUUUGAUGUCAAAGAAAUGCUGGCAGAGUCGCUUUAAAUCUGAAUCUGAGAGGCCGGGGUUGUUUUCAUCAAUUUUCUUCAAUGUUUCCUCUUUUGACUUGAAAUGAUAACGUUAUCUUUUAAUUGCACUAUGAAAGGAGGGUUAAUAUUUCCCAUUACCUCACCUUUAUCAGGCCUAAGCUUUUGACAAUCUCAAACCAGUGUCCUACUGUGGCUCAACGUUUCCUUAUGCAGCCGGGAUCCCUUCAGUAUUCCCAGCAAGGUGUGUGUGUGUGUGUGUGUGUGUGUGUGUGUGUGUGUGUGUGUGUGUGUGUGUGUGUGUGUGUGUG
Anarrhichthys ocellatus (wolf-eel) is the source of this 3652-nucleotide messenger RNA. It is a transcript of the gene znf518a, whose product is annotated as zinc finger protein 518A. Lineage: Eukaryota; Metazoa; Chordata; Actinopteri; Perciformes; Anarhichadidae. The transcript has 2 exons. The record is from RefSeq and is a predicted model, not a curated record. The coding region runs from base 585 to 2591 and encodes 668 amino acids.